Molecule: messenger RNA, 2607 nt
Organism: Gadus morhua (Atlantic cod)
Lineage: Eukaryota; Metazoa; Chordata; Actinopteri; Gadiformes; Gadidae
Gene: sgpp2
Product: sphingosine-1-phosphate phosphatase 2
Exons: 5
Coding region: 139-1365 (408 amino acids)
Biological process (GO): sphingosine metabolic process
Cellular component (GO): endoplasmic reticulum membrane
Molecular function (GO): sphingosine-1-phosphate phosphatase activity
Source: RefSeq, a predicted model, not a curated record
GGACGCACCUUACCUGCCGUAGCUCCGCCUCCUGAGGCCGCACCUGUCCCGCCGCUCCUCGCUCUGCAUUCUGCACGUGAGGGCUCUCGACGCAAUUACGCUCACACACAGUUCCCGGCUCGGUGUUGUGGUGCCACCAUGUCAGAGUGGCUGGAUUACCUGAACGACUCGACCCUCGUCGCUCGCUUCCAGAGACAAUGCGGGCUCGUUCUGUCCGACGCCGGCCCCCGGGACAGCGGGGGGAGCACGGGGAAGGACCACCCGCUGCGAUCCGUCACACAGCGGGCCGGUAUGACACAUGGACACGUGUCGGAGAACUUGCAUCCGCAGAAUUCUCCCGAACAUAACCAAAAGAUGAACGGAUACAAAGGGAAUGAACACGGCGGGGUCAGGCCUCGGUACGAGGUGAGGAACUGGCCUCUCUACGUCCUCUUCCUGCUGUCGGCGGCGCUGGGACACGAGGUCUUCUACAUCACCGUACUGCCCGGCGUCCACUGGCACCUCGACCCCUUCCUCUGCAGACGGCUGGUCAACACCUGGACCCUGGUGAUGUACGUGGGCCAGGUGCUGAAGGACCUGCUAAAGCUGCCUCGCCCUCUGUCGCCCCCGGUGGUCAAACUGGAGAUGCGCGUCGACGCAGAGUACGGCCUUCCCUCCACGCACGCUAUGGCCGCCACAGCCAUCGCCUUCACCCUCCUGCUCAGCGCCACCUCAAGGAUCCAGUUCCAGUUUGAAGUGGGCCUGAUGGUUGCAGUGGUCCUGUCCUCUCUGGUGUGUCUGAGCCGUCUCUACACCGGCAUGCACUCACUUCUGGACGUCCUGUGUGGAGUGUGGCUGUCGGCGGGCCUCAUGCUCCUCACCUACCCCUACUGGGAGGCCUUCGACCGCUUCCAGCUGACCAGCCCCCUCUCCCCCCCGGUGCUGGUUGCCCUGCCCCUGUUCCUGAGCUACAACUACCCCCAGCUGGACCACUACAGCCCCACGCGCGCCGACACCACCACCAUCCUGGGCGUGGCGGCCGGCUGCUCCGUGGGCUACUGGACCAAUGCGCAGCUGGGUGUGACCUUUGAGCCCCCCCACGGGGCGCUGCCUGUGGCCCUGCCGCCACUGACGGCCGGGGCGCUGGCAGCGGGGCUGGCCCGCUACUUGGUGGGCGCAGCGGUGUUGCUGGCCACGCGGUGGGCCGUGCGGGCAGCCAGCCUGAGGGCGCUGUUUGCCUGGUACAGCGUGGAGCCCGGCGACGCCCCCAGCGCCGCCCGCCGGAGGGAGAUCGAGGUGCCAUCAAAGUUCCUGACGUACUCGGUGGUGGGGCUGGUGAACGCCGUGCUGGUGAACCGACUGUUCCUCCUACUGGGGAUCUUGUGACCACCAGAACCACCUGUGACCUCAUAUCCAGGACGCUGACGGUGAUACCGGUCACUCGUCCAACGCUACACAAUAGAGAUCCUGAGACACUGCUAGACCCUGCUUACAUAACUUUAUACCCACUCAUCAUGACACAAUGAGCCCAAUCCCAAUGUCUGGACUCACAGACUUUGCUGCGCCUUCUCGCGAAAUUAUUAAGGCUAGAGCUGUCCCAAUGUCGAAUUCCAAAGGGUGUGAGGGUUUGAGUCCACACUUACCGAGCCCUUUCCGUGGGUCUGCAUCAGUGCAAACUUCACCUAAGGGAAUUACCCACAGGUCAAAGCCUUGUGACGUUUACCACGGGGACCAUAGGGAAAUCCGGAAAUUAGGAAGGUAAACAACAAGACGAAGCUACUGUCAAUGCGCAACCAGAUGGGAAUUUUUCUGUGUUUUUUUUAGUGAGCCGGAUCAUUUGGAUCAGCUCACCAACAAGAGCCGACUCUUUUGGCUCCCAAACGGCUCAUCAUAUUACUUAUACCUUUUAUAAUUCAGCCAAAUGUAGCCCGUUCUGACUUAUGAUUAGUAUGUGUAGGCCAAUAAUCACCUAAUUCAAUACAUCCUUUAUACUGAUGUAUUCAAAAGUAAAAAUUAUAUUUUCUAAUAUCAAUAAAUUGCUGUAGCCGAUUGUUUUCAUUGCAUUUAAAAAAAAAAAAUUUUUAAUGAGAAUUCAGCAGCAUCUUUGUCAUUAAACGUUGCCAAGGUAACAUGUGCUCUCGUGAAGUGCUGUCCCAAUCCCAUAUAUAUAUACCUAUCUGAGCCCAUGUGUGCUGAACACUGAGUCAUACAGAUUUUUACACAUAUUUUGACCUCUUUAUUACUCACUUAGCACCUGAGAUCAAUUGAGUCUGAGUCCCGUGAGUCCAAGGACUGGAAAACCAGUCCGAUGGUGAAGCAUUCCUGGCCGUCUGUUUAGCCCUGCUGCUCUGCUCAGACUAAACAUACAGCAACAGGGCCGGUUGAUACGCUGUUCUGGAACAGCAUGUUGAAACAUGACCAACAUGCUCUGUACUGGAGCAGCAUGUUGAUCCAUGACCAACAUGCAGCAGGUGCUGAACACUGAGUCAUACAGAUUUUUACACAUAUUUUGACCUCUUUAUUUACUUUCUUUUAUUGUUGCUAUGUGGCUAUUUAGAAACCCAGCGUAAUAAUUGUGCUCUUGUGUACUUGUACAAUAAGAUGUAAUAAAAGUAAUUCUGAUUCUGA